UGAAAGUUUGUGGAACUCUCUCACUCUUUUUUUCAGCGUGUGUGUGUGACAUCAACAUCAAGAGAGAAAGACAUACAAGGGAGGCAGAGAGAGAGAGAGAGCGGGUUUUGGGGAAACCUAAAUCUGCUUGGCUCACUCAAGGCGCACCAGUCUGCGCAGCUCCUCUGCUUUUUAAAAAAUUUCUCCUUCUGAAUUCUGCAGCCUUCAGCUCUAAGUUUUUAUUUCCGUAGCGGAUGGAUGUUCUCUGACAGGAAGUAACGCUCCAGCACAGCAUUUUCACCUUGUGAAGUUUCAAAAAGUUCACCGGAGUGUGUGGAUGGGGCAUCUGAGUGGACUGGGUGACGCGCGCUUCUAAUAACUUUUCAGCUUUUUCUUCCUUUUUUCUCUUCUUCAAUGGCAAGAUGGUCUUAUAAGGAGACUCUUACUGAUCGGGUCACUCCUGAGAAAGUUUAAGGAACUUGUGCAACGAAUUUCUUGACUUAAGUUUCAUUAAAAAAAUACAACCCGAGCAUCGUUUAACGCAACAAGGAGCCUUGUUUCCACACUAUUUACAACCCGCUGGAGUUUAAUUAGACGUGGAUUGGAGAUCUUUCCCGUGGAUAUCAUGCGUCCAGCCGAGGAGCAGCGCGUCGGGCUUCACCGGAUCUGGGCUCUGCUUUUCGCUGUGAUCGUGUGCGCUGCGUCGGCGGUUGGAUGCCCACACAAGUGUAGCUGCUCCGGCUCGCAUGUGGACUGCCAGGGUCUGGCUCUGAAGACCGUGCCUAAAGGAAUACCGAGGAAUGCCGAGCGCCUGGAUCUGAACAGAAACAACAUCACUAGAAUCAAUAAAGUGGACUUCUCUGGCCUCAAGAACCUCCGGAUUCUUCAUCUGGAGGACAACCAAAUCACUGUUAUCGAGCGAGGGGCCUUCCAGGACCUGCGGCUGCUGGAAAGACUCCGUCUCAACAGAAACAAACUCCAGUUUCUCCCAGAACUUCUCUUCCAGUCCAACCCCAAACUGGGACGAGUAGAUCUGAGUGAAAACCAGAUUCAGGCAGUGCCACGGAAAGCCUUCAGAGGAAUCACCAAUGUAAAAAAUCUGCAACUGGACAGCAACCACAUCAGCUGCAUUGAAGAUGGAGCUUUCCGAGCGCUGCGCGAUCUGGAAAUUCUCACCCUCAACAACAACAAUAUCACCCUUAUCCCCCUGUCCAGCUUCAACCACAUGCCCAAGCUGCGGACACUGCGUCUGCACUCCAACAACCUCCAUUGUGACUGCCAUCUGUCUUGGCUCUCUGAUUGGCUCAGAGCCAGACGGGGAAUGGCCCCCUUCACCCAGUGCAUGUCACCUGCCCACAUGAGGGCUCUCAAUGUCCCAGAUGUGCUGAAGAAGGACUUUAUCUGCAAUGGUCCUGCAGAGAUGGAGCCGAGGACUUGUGUGACCCAGGUCACCGUGUGUCCGCCCAGCUGCAGCUGUAACAACAAUAUUGUGGACUGUCGUCGCAAAGGCCUUGCUGAAAUACCAGCAAACCUCCCAGAGGGCAUCGUUGAGAUUCGUCUGGAGCAGAACCAGAUAAAAAGUGUCCCAGCAGGAGCCUUCACAGCCUACAAGAAGCUCAAGAGAAUUGACUUGAGUAAGAACCAGAUUUCUGACAUCGCGGCAGACGCUUUCAGUGGUCUUCGCUCACUCACCUCUCUGGUCCUGUAUGGCAAUAAGAUCACCGAGCUGCCUAAAGGCAUAUUUGAUGGACUGGUUUCCCUGCAGCUUCUGUUGCUGAACGCCAACAAGAUUAACUGUUUGAGAGUCAACGCGUUCCAAGACCUACAGAACCUGAACCUGCUGUCUUUAUACGACAACAAGAUGCAGACCAUCAGUAAAGGACUCUUCACGCCUCUGCGCUCCAUCAAGACCCUCCACCUGGCCCAGAAUCCCUUUAUGUGUGACUGUCACCUCAAGUGGCUGGCCGAUUACCUGUUUGACAACCCGAUCGAGACCAGCGGGGCCCGCUGCAGCCACCCCAGAAGGCUGGCCAACAAACGAAUCAGCCAGGUCAAAGGCAAGAAGUUCAGGUGCACAGGUCAGGAGGACUAUCGCAGCCGGCUGAGUGGGGAGUGUUUUCAGGAUCUGGUGUGUCCGGAGAAAUGUCGCUGUGAGGGCACAGUGGUGGACUGCUCCAAUCUCAAACUGACCCGACUGCCUCCACACAUCCCUGAACACACCACUGACCUGCGGUUAAAUGACAAUGAGAUUGCCAUCCUGGAGGCUACGGGGACAUUCAAGAAGCUUCCCAACCUGAGGAAGAUCAACCUGAGCAACAAUAAGCUGAAGGACGUCCGUGAAGGUGCAUUUGAUGGAGCGAGUGGAGUUUUAGAGCUGCUGCUAACAGGGAACAAGCUAACUGGACUGCAGGGACGCAUGUUCAAAGGCCUGAGUGGCCUCAAAACACUAAUGCUGCGAAGCAACCAGAUCAGCUGCAUUGACAACAGCACCUUCACAGGUUUGAGCUCCGUACGUCUGCUGUCACUCUACGACAACCGGAUCGCCAGCAUCGCCCCUGGAGCCUUCUCCACCCUGCACUCCUUAUCUACCAUUAACCUUCUGUCCAACCCAUAUGUGUGUGACUGUCACUUGGCCUGGUUGGGUCAGUGGCUGAAGAAGACCAGAGUGGUGAGCGGAAACCCUCGUUGUCAGAAACCAGCCUUCCUGAAGGAAAUUCCCAUCCAGGAUGUGGCCACCCCAGACUUCACAUGUGAUGGUGCCGAAGAUAAUGGUUGUCUUCCUGCAUCUGGUUGUCCUGAUGCCUGCACGUGCUCAGACGGAGUGGUGCGCUGCAGCAACAGAGCGCUGCACUCCCUGCCCAAAGGCAUUCCCAAGGACACCACUGAGCUAUACCUGGAGGGUAAUACCUUGACAUCUGUGCCCAAGGAGCUGGCAGCCCUGAAGCAACUAUCACUGGUGGACCUGAGCAACAACAGCAUCAGCACAUUGGCUCCAUAUACCUUCAGCAACAUGACUCAGCUGGCCACACUCAUCCUGAGCUAUAACCAGAUCCGCUGCAUCCCUGUUCAUGCCUUUGAUGGACUCAAGUCACUCCGUCUGCUAACUCUCCAUGGUAAUGACCUGUCAACCAUCCCCGAAGGAGCGUUCAACCACCUGACAUCUCUGUCUCACCUGGCUCUCGGUGCCAACCCCCUGUACUGUAACUGUGACUUACGCUGGCUCUCUCAGUGGGUCAAGGCUGGCUUCAAAGAGCCUGGUAUUGCUCGCUGUGCUGGACCUGCCGACAUGGCCGACAGACUGCUGCUCACUACACCACUCAACAGAUUUCAGUGUAAAGCUCCAGCAGAUAUCAGCCUUGUGUCUAAGUGUGCCCCCUGUUUGGCAGCGCCUUGCCGGAACAAUGGCACCUGUGUGUCUAAUGAUGCUGGGACCUACCACUGCACCUGUCCAUAUGGGUUCAAGGGUCAGGAUUGUGAAAUUCCCAUCAAUGCAUGUGUCAGUGCCCCAUGUUACAACGGAGGAACCUGCCACAUUCAGCCUGGCCAAGAAGACCUCUUCAGCUGUGUGUGUCCGCCUGGCUUUGAAGGUAAACGUUGUGAGAUGAAUCCAGACGACUGCGAAGACAACGACUGUGAGAACAACUCCACAUGUGUUGACGGGAUCAACAACUACACCUGCGUCUGUCCACCCAACUACACAGGUGACUUGUGUGAUGAGGUGAUCGACCCUUGUCUUAGUGGCUUUGACCCAUGUCAGCACGACUCCAAGUGCGUCCAUGUUGGCCGCAAUUACAGAUGUGAGUGUUUACCAGGAUAUGUGGGCCAGCACUGUGAGCAGGACUAUAAUGACUGUUUAGAGAAUAAAUGUCAGCAUGGAGCAGAGUGUGUGGACGCUGUCAAUGGCUAUACUUGUGUCUGCAAAGAGGGUUUCAGCGGGCUGUUCUGUGAGAACCCUCCACCAAUGAUCCUGCUGCAGACCAGCCCAUGUGACCAAUCAGACUGCCAGAACAGCGCCCAGUGCCUGGUGGUUGCUGGGGAGCCCAUCUGUCGCUGCAUACCUGGUUUCUAUGGCAAUAAAUGUGACAAAAUCUCCACUGUUCACUUCCUGGGUCGCGAUGGGUACGUGGAGCUGCCAGGCACCAAACUCCGUACAACAGCUCUUAUCUCACUGCAGGUGGCUACAGAAAAGGACAAUGGCAUUUUAUUGUACAAGGAGGACCAUGACCCCCUAGCGCUGGAGCUUUACCAAGGACACAUACGGCUUAUUUAUGACAUCGCCAACUACCCACCGACCACAGUGUACAGCGUCGAGUCAGUUAACGACGGACUUUUCCACACAGUUGAGCUGUUGAUUCAGAACCGCUCGCUGAGCCUGGUGGUGGAUAACGGCGCCCCAAAGAGCCUGGGCAAACUAGCACGCCAGCCCUCCAUGGACCACAACACUCAGCUUUACAUAGGGGGUGUACCACCACAGGUGGUGGCAUCAGGUCUGCGGCCAGGCCCUGAGCGCUCACCUCAGACUUUUGAUGGCUGCAUUAAUAAUGUCCGGAUCAACGGAGACACUCAAGACCUGAGUUUUAGAUCAACAGGAAGAGGGCAGUCGCAAGGAGUUGAAAGCAAGGGUGAUGGCAUUCUUGUAGGAUGUCAUUCCUGUAGUGUGUGUGCACAGGGCACCUGCAGAGAGGCAGGGGAGAUGGGGGUCACUUGCGAAUGUCCUCCAGGACGCAGUGGGGCUCUAUGUGAUGAAACAACAGCUCCUAAUCCCUGUCAGAAUAACAGGUGUGUUCAUGGUUUGUGUGUGGCAAAAGGUCAAUCCUAUAGUUGUCAAUGUAAUGAGGGCUACCAGGGUCAGUACUGUGAUAAAGAGCAGGAGCCUCCAGCCUGUAGGGGGCACAGCUGUGGACGAGGGGAGUGUCAUGUGUCAGAGGCUGGAGAACCGGUCUGCAAGUGUCAACCAGGCUACACUGGACCAACCUGUGACACAGAGCCCACAUGUCAGGGGGAAAUGGUGAGGGAGCAGCUAAAGCGCCACCAAGCCCUCAGAACCUGCACGUCCACCAGCAAGAUUCCCCGCGUGGAUUGUCCACGGUCCUGCCAAGCGUCAGCGCCCCCUGGCGUUUGCUGCGGUGUCACUAAAACCAGAAGAAGAAAGGUGGUUUUCCGCUGCACUGAUGGCACCUCGUACUCAGAGGAGAUGGAGACCACUCUGGAAUGUGGCUGCUCCAAAUGCCCUUUGUAACAGUACAGCAGAUUGUUGUUUGCCCUGCAACACACACCGCUCUGCCGUCAUGUGAAUUGUUCAAGUCAACAAGGCUGUCACUCUGAGAUUUCUCCACACUGAUAAACACCAGCACUCCAUGAUUAGCUUCCACAUCCUGUUUGACUGUCGCCAGCUUUUUGUCAAGAAGACCCACAACAAUAAGGAAAAUGGGACGUGUGUGUGUGUGUGUGUGAGUGCGCGUGUGUGUGUGUGUGUGUGUGUGUGUGUGUGUGAGUGCGCGUGUGUGUGUGUGUGUGUUUGAUUUUUGACAGAGAUAUAUAUUGUAAAAUAUGAGUGAAAAACAUAGAACUUAUUUUUAUGAUGGUUUUUUAAAUAUGAUAAAAAGGACUGAUGAUUUGUUUUUAAUAUGUUGAUUAUAUAAUGUGUUAUAUAGUCUAAAAAAUGAUUUUCCACCUUGCAGAAAGAGAAAAAUACACAGCAAAAUGAAUUAACAUUUGUUAAAAGUAUAUGAAUUUAAAUGUACAUGUAAAUCAAUAUAAAUAUUUACCCUAACCAAAUGACUUUUAUAUCUUCUAAGUGUAUUUGCAUGAUGGUAAUGUGAGUGUGGAAAUGAGUGGGAGGCUGUGGACGUUGAGAGCAGAGAUCUGAGAGUUGGAUCUACUUUAACUCUACGCCAGGAGCAAGAUGGCAUUAUUCUGUUGUCCUCGCUCGUGGAGGAUUAAAGGGAACUGUACGUGCCUUGCUAACCUGCUUCACUAUAUAAAGGACAUCUUCCUCACAUGUGAGCUCACUCAGAAGACUCUUUCCACAGAGACGAUCUAAUGUUUCAUUCUAAUGUGGUGUCAUUCUGUACUUUGCUGUUGUGCACCAGACUUGGAGCCACAUCAGGUUUGAAAUUGAAAUCUCAGUUAAUCAAGAUUCAGAAAUUCAAAUCAACAAGAAGAAAUAACAUCACAGUAUUGAUUUUAAACCUGUUUCCUGUUAAAAAUUUAAAUAAUAGGCAGGCUAAUCCCAGUGAGAUGUGGAAGCUCGUACUGAUAAAAACAAUAAAAUGUUACUCUGACCAGGUGUAAAUGGGGAUGCUCUGUUACAUCAUCUGAACAAGGAUUUCACAGUGAAAUAAACUAUGCAGUACUGCUGUUCAGUCCUACAAGAGGUAUGUUACUGCUGCAGUUCCAACUGUUAGUCCAUUAUUUUCAAAUGUUUGUAAUGUGCUUACAGUCCUGUAACAAAAGUCAGAUCAAAUGGCAAACAAACGGUCUGUAUUCGAUAUAGCACCUUCUAGAGUCCUAGAACCCCCCCAAGGCGCUUUACAACACAAUUGGUCAUUCACCCAUUCACACACACAUUCACACCCUGCUGGUGAUGUGCUAUGAUGUAGCCACAGCUGCCCUGAGAUGCACUGACAGAGGCGAGGCUGCCGAGCACUGGCGCCACGGGUCCCCUCUGACCACCACCAGCAGGCAACGGCCUUUUACUACCCCUGAGCAGUAAAACACUGCAUUUGCCUUAAACAGAAUCACAAUGCUGCAAGCAUUUGCAUGGGUGUGCUUGUUGUUUUUCAUGAAAUUGUCUCAAGAUUUUCAUCAUCUGCUUUUGAAAACUUGACCAUUUUAAUUGCAUGUAGGCCAGAAAAAGUACAUAAAAUCAAAGUUUGUUUUCUUCCAAAAGGAAAUGAUGCUGUAUUAGCAAACAUCACAUAUUUUAUUUAAACUGUGUUAAACAAAUAUCUCAACAUUUUAAGCUGUCUUAAACAAUAGAGGCCUUAUAAUGAUGCCACAGUUCUUUUAGUGUGGAUUACUUCCUACAACAAUCAUAGUCCAAUGCUGAUUGUGAAACUGAAAUAUCAACAAGUGUCCUUGUGAUUUUCCCUGCUCUUAAAAAUGUAUAGUUUAACCCAAAGUCAUGCAAUAGAGACAAUGCUAGCCUCUGGAUGAACUGCAUUGGGAACGAAGGUUAAAAGAUAAGUGAAUACAUGAAACUGUUAAAAGAUCACCAGUGAUUUAGGUUUCAUGACUGACUUUAUUUAAUGGAUGUUUGAAAGAGUGCCUUUUAGUUGGUGACCAAAGGAACAGCUCCAGGUUGAAAGUGAACAUGUUCUAUUGUAACUCAUCUGAAGUGAUGCCUUUGAUCAGCUUUGGGACAGAUUGUGAUUUUAAAUGGAUUACUCACAUCUCAGCUGCUUAAAACAUUUUAACUCCUGAAUAACCAAUAACUAUUACAUUAAAGCAUAAAAUGAGUAUAUGUAACUACUACUGUACUGUUUACUUUAUACUUUAUUACUUUGUUUACAGCAGAUACAAAAUAUUCCAACACUUUUGCAGAGGAUUUACAGCUCCUUGUUUUCUUUUGGGGGUCAGUGUUAUUCUUACCUGCCAGCAUUAUGGAUUUUCAAUUCCAUCUAUCUAGUACCUUUUUUAAAUAAAUCGUUAAUUUUCCAUGUGUCUCUCUUAAUUUUUCAUGAGAGCAAUCUGUGAAAUCUCCUUUUGUCAAAACAUUCAUUUGCAGCUUUUCUGCUCCGUUUCAACCCUUUGUGUGCCUUAAUGCCCCACCCUCUCUCUGACCCUAUCCUCCAGAUUCUUAAAACCAGGUUUUUCAUUGUGAACAGAAUAAAACACCUCAGUUUUAGUUAUUGACAUUAAAAUGACUGUAUUCACUCACUUGUAUAGGUCCUAGAUUUUAAAAACAUGGUUAUGUGACAAAUGAUGCUUUUGUUGAAUGUUAAGAUUAAACUACCAUUGAAACCACA
Nothobranchius furzeri (turquoise killifish) is the source of this 7949-nucleotide messenger RNA. It is a transcript of the gene slit3, whose product is annotated as slit homolog 3 (Drosophila). The record is from RefSeq and is a predicted model, not a curated record. Gene Ontology annotation, molecular function: heparin binding; Roundabout binding; calcium ion binding. Gene Ontology annotation, biological process: negative chemotaxis; axon guidance. NCBI's taxonomy places the organism in Eukaryota, Metazoa, Chordata, Actinopteri, Cyprinodontiformes, Nothobranchiidae.